ACUAUAUAUAUUUUUGCACUUAACGUCAUUGAGGAAGGAUCGAAUGUCAAGUAUUGGCGUGUUUGCAGUCACGUAGUGUUCACUGCUCGUUUUAUUAUUCGCUGGCAAGCUUCAUUGGCAGCUAGUUGCGGAACAUAGCUCUAAUGAUACCAAAAGUAUCGCGUUCGAUACAGUUCGAUAGUCGAUGUAAGAAGCAGUUGUCCGAUUUCGAUACGCUCUCUAAAUCCCCCCUCAGUACGUAUAUCAGAAGAAUCAGUGUGAAGAGACUCAGUAAAUAAUUCGCUAUCAAAUAUGAUUUGUUCAAAAACCCUGCGGGGCAAUCGCAGUGUAGGAUCUAUCAACUUUAUUUGGAAGGCGAGGUACUCUCGACGCAGUGAUAAAAACGUUAGCGCUUACAAACUUGUCAAGUCGGACAGGAGACCACUUGAUGAUGUCGAUGAUACGACGCUUGAAGCAAAUUCAAACUGGGAAUUGCUGGCACCGACGGGAUUUCGAUUUUACUUACCAGGCAGUGUAGGGCCAGGGUGGUUGGAUUCAUCUACGACCGCCCAAGUGGAAACUUUAUCUAAGAUCCUAAAAAAUGAUCUUACGGUAGAUUCUGCCACCGACGAUGCUGAAAGUUCUGCAGUUAAUCGUAGGCUUAGGCUGGACAGACCAGAGUUGCAUUGUACGGCUCAGGAGUGUCCAAUGCUACUUAAAAAGGGAUUGCCCGAAUUGUUUCCUGGUUGUUCCGAGGUGACCUCUGCACAACUUACUAUCAUUACCAUCACUCAACAAAGAAGCUCGAGAAACACGCGGUGGAGUACAGAAAAUGAGAUCGAAAAACUCUCCAAAUAUUUUGUUCUUGCGGCGUCGGACAUCUGUACUAAGUUGAAAAUGGUUGGGUAUUGGGCAGAUUUUAUCAAUCCAUUCAGUGGACAGCCUUAUUUAGGCUCGCAAAAGAAUAGCUCGCUAUACAAAACGGAUGAGCAGUUUCGUUGCCUAGGUUUCAAAAUAGAACAUAAAAAUUACUGCAAGGUCAUCGCGAAGGACAGCGAUACGAGAAACUUUGUUGGGAGUCUCUACACUACGGCACCAUCGAGCACUGACUUUCUAAAAGAACUAUUAAGUGACAUUGCAAGUUAGAAAGGUUGCAUUUUAUCAGUGAAUGCAUACCAAUUCGAUGAAUUGUAUCCUAUUAUUGGAAAUACAUACGAAUAGGGGUGAUGUGCAUUAGCUUCACACAGUUCUUCCCAAUUAUUACGUACGCUUACCCCACGGGUGUCAACGAUCUUCUAGAUGAAAAUCGUUAAAUAAAUAAUUAAUAACGUUAAGAAGGACUAGCGAUAUGUACUUUAUGUGAGCUCUAAGAGUUCUCUAUUUGAAUCAAAGGACCACAGUGGGGAAUACUUUAUUGUGUUACUGAGUCUGUCAAACGUGGGUUUAAUCCAAUUGCAAUCGGUGAGCGUUGGAGAUUAUUUCAUCUUGUACAUUUCAUCGCAAUUCGUAUUGUCUAGACCGGUUUUAUUUCCAAUAAUAAAGCAAGGAGAACAAUUAAUGCUA
Orussus abietinus is the source of this 1542-nucleotide messenger RNA. RefSeq names its product methylmalonic aciduria and homocystinuria type D homolog, mitochondrial. Gene Ontology annotation, cellular component: mitochondrion. Gene Ontology annotation, biological process: cobalamin metabolic process. NCBI's taxonomy places the organism in Eukaryota, Metazoa, Arthropoda, Insecta, Hymenoptera, Orussidae. The coding region runs from base 292 to 1125 and encodes 277 amino acids. The transcript is spliced from 5 exons. The record is from RefSeq and is a predicted model, not a curated record.